Molecule: messenger RNA, 1500 nt
Organism: Penicillium oxalicum
Lineage: Eukaryota; Fungi; Ascomycota; Eurotiomycetes; Eurotiales; Aspergillaceae
Exons: 2
Coding region: 1-1500 (499 amino acids)
Source: RefSeq, a predicted model, not a curated record
AUGGGUCGGUGGACAGAUCACCUCUUGAUUCCUGCCCUGGGCCUGGUCGUCGCUCUGGCACCAGUUUCCCACGCAAAGACUGUCACCGUCGGAACCUCGACGGAUCUCAUCACCAAGACGUCCAUUUCCACCGUGACCAGUACCAUCCCGGGUUGUACCUUUCCAACCGCGGUGGGCGCUUGUAGCGAUGGGUUGGCCUUUGAUAGCGGCAGCGUUGAUGCCUGGAAGGAGACUUGCGGAGUGAAUUGGUCUCCGAACAAUUUCCUCUUCGGAGUUCAAACAAGUUCCAUUACGCAGAUCAGCGAUUGCUGCGCCCCAGAGGGUCUCUUCCGGGGGAAAUUGGCAACUUGGUCAACGGCUGUCUCAAACGACCAACACGUGCACUACCAGCACCGUGGUCACGGAGUUCGAUGUGAGUACGUCGCUGGUUCCAGUCAUCUCGACUGUCACGGAACCCUCGACCACGCCGACACCGACACCGACACACCGACGCCCUCGCCUGUUCGGUCCUCGACGCCUAUUCGGUCCUCGACGCCUGUUCGUUCCUCGACACCGGUUCGCUCGCCUUCACCUGUUCGUUCAUCCUCGCCGGUCCGUUCUUCGUCGCCAAGUCGCUCUUCGUCUCCAAUUCGAUCGUCGACCCCGGUCGUCUCUACGACCAGCGUCUCUACCCAGUCCUUUAUCUCGACUUCUUCUUCUUCUUCUUCUUCUUCUUCUUCUUCUCAGACCACCUCGGCCACGGUGACAUCCUCUAUUCAGAGCACCACGAGUGCAACAACCUAUACGGUCACGGAGACACAGGUCCGCACGAUCACCUCUUGCGCCGCUACCGUCACCAACUGCCCAGCCCAUCAAAUGACCACUCAUGUGACCACCGAAACCAUCACUCGUGUGGUCACCGAGUGUCCUGGUAAUCCCAGUACUCUUGGCACCUUGCCUGCCGUGACCGGCACUGCACUUCCCCAGACAACCGUGAAUCAGGUCGGACAUCAAGUCUCGGAGACCGGCGUCUCAGCGUCAGCUUUGACUACUUCAACCGUCUACGUCACCGCAAUCCAGACGGUGACGGCCUGCCCGUCGUCCAUUCACCACUGUCCCGCUAGCCAGCAGACGACUUAUACCACCACCCAGACUGUCAGCUCGUACACCGCCACUUACUGGGUUGUAGCUACCCAUAUGGCCGGGUCUCCAGCCUACGACGUGGGAGCUCAGUCCGGCCCAACUCAGCCUGGAACCAUUCAGACUCUUCAAACUGUCCACUCAGCCAUCUCUUCAUCAACUUCUGCUCCUGCUCAAGGCACGAGCAAAGCUGGCAUUGUCUCUUUCAGCUCCACACCACUGACCUCGCAUGCUUCCAUGACCGGCUCGAUCUCUGGAAACCCUUCCUCGUCGGUGUCGACCACGGCAUCAGGCCCCGUCUUUAAUGCUGGUACUAAGAUGGGACCGACCUCGACCGUGUUUGCCAUGGUAGCAGCCAUCUUUACAUUCUUUUUCUUCUAG